CCUGUACAAGUUUGGUGCAAUGAGUUUGCAAACACAGUUCCAGAUAAAGCCUAUGCCGCCUCCACUUCACGUCUAAUGAAACUCCUUGAAGUUGAGGAUGAGCUCGCCGAGAACCUAAGUGGCUACGUGGAAAAACUGAAAAGGAAGCUAAGCAUUGUAGAAAAAUCCCUAUGUAACCUGAAAGCUAAGCACAUCCAGAUGAAGAUGGAUUAUGAAACGUACUUUGGAAAUCCUUUAAACAGCUUUAGUUUAAUUUAUCGACUUAGUUCAAGCUGGAAAAUGUGGUUGAAAUAUACCUCAGAAUCACAGAAAGAAGAAUUGGAACAUAUCGAUGAGGCCCACCGGAUGCGAACUCAGCUACCGACUUCCUCCGAUUUACAAAUGGCGUCCCGUGGCAUCGACGAGCUAAUGGCCUAUUAUAAGCUAACGCCGGAAGAGCUCGGAGUCGGCAACUUAUCAGGAUACACACGUCCAGAAACAGCUCUUUCAUCUCUGGAUUGUUAUGCUCUUGGGGAGUUUUGUAUACAAAUUCGAAAGGAUGCACUAGCUGAAGCGUGGUUCAAUGCCUCCCUUAGACUAUUUAAGGAAAAUAACUCCGUUUACAAUGUUUAUGAUUUUAGUAGAACCACCAUUGAUACGUCCUGGGGAGCACUGCUGAUAAAAAAUAACCAAUAUGACGCCGCCUUUAAUCACUUCGGGCAGAGUUCGCUAUCAAAUAUUAGCCGUGAAGUGCAAAAUCAAUUUGAAGAAGACUUGGGCGCAAAGAGAAACUGUAGUGCCAAGUUUCGACUGCCCAAUCACCUUCACUGCCGCUACAAUAGCUCCACAUCACCCUUCCUGCACAUUGCACCACUCAAGAUGGAGGAGAUUAGCACAGAUCCCUACAUGGUGGUCUACCAUGAUGUGAUCUACGAGAACGAGAUAAAUUGGUUGCUGGACAACAGCGAUUUCAGAACGUCCCUGGUGGGCGAAAGUCAGAUCUCAACACUAAGAACUUCUCAGGACAUGCCCUUUGGCGCGAACAGUGGAGAGGUGAUGAGAAACAUUGAAAAACGGAUAAAAGAUAUGACGGGGCUGAGCAUGGACCUUUCCGAGGAUUUUAUGCUUAUAAAUUAUGGAAUAGGAGGAACCUAUAAGAUGCACUACGACUUUUAUGUCUAUUCUGAACCGCUUCGAUUCCUAAGAGGCGAACGUAUAGUCACAGUUCUGUUUUAUCUAGGCGAUGUGGAGUUAAGUGGAUCAACUGUCUUUCCUUUUCUGAACAUAUCCAUAACGCCCAAGAAGGGAUCGGCUGUCAUGUGGUAUAACCUCCACAAUUCCGGGGACGUCCACCAAAAAACACAGCAUUGUGCCUGCCCGGUGGUAGUUGGUUCCAAAUACGUGCUAACCAAGUGGAUAAACGAGCUUCAUCAAACAUUCAUCACUCCAUGUAUGAAGGAUUCCAACAUACACAGUUAAUGAGAAUCUUUUUCCCCUCAAUUAAAACCUUAAAAACUUAAAUCAGUAUGACAGUCUAUUGAAAAGUAUAGAAAUAAAGCGGAUUCAUUUAAUAUCA
This is a messenger RNA of Drosophila ananassae, 1555 nucleotides long. Its product is annotated as prolyl 4-hydroxylase subunit alpha-2. NCBI's taxonomy places the organism in Eukaryota, Metazoa, Arthropoda, Insecta, Diptera, Drosophilidae. Bases 76 to 1458 code for a protein of 460 amino acids. Gene Ontology annotation, biological process: peptidyl-proline hydroxylation to 4-hydroxy-L-proline. The transcript is spliced from 7 exons. Gene Ontology annotation, cellular component: endoplasmic reticulum. Gene Ontology annotation, molecular function: procollagen-proline 4-dioxygenase activity; protein binding; iron ion binding. The record is from RefSeq and is a predicted model, not a curated record.